Neogale vison (American mink) is the source of this 3292-nucleotide messenger RNA. It is a transcript of the gene BRINP1, whose product is annotated as BMP/retinoic acid inducible neural specific 1. Lineage: Eukaryota; Metazoa; Chordata; Mammalia; Carnivora; Mustelidae. Bases 546 to 2831 code for a protein of 761 amino acids. Gene Ontology annotation, biological process: positive regulation of neuron differentiation; negative regulation of mitotic cell cycle. The transcript has 9 exons. The record is from RefSeq and is a predicted model, not a curated record.
CGCUCCCGGUCCCCACGGCUGCGAACUGAUCUGGCGCGGGGGGAGGAGGAAAGCGCAGGCGAGCGAGCGAGCGAGAGAGGGAGAGAGCGAGCGAGCCAAAGAGCAAAGCGAGAGCGAGAGAGCCGGGAGGCUGAGGGAGUAGUGACCGCCUUCUGGAGCUUGGAUUCAUGCCUGUCCUCGGGACCAGCGAAGGGGACUUUAAGGCUGAGUAUGAGCCAGGCUGCUAGGAGCCAGGUACCCCCACGCCUGCAGUCCCCGCGCCGUUCCCGGUAUGCGAGCUGGACGCCGGGUUCUCCCAAGUUCCCACCGAGCCGAAUAAAAAGCGUCCUCCCGCAGCUCUCCGCCAAAGACGGACAUUGACUCCAGGUGAACACGUCCCAUCUGGCCCCGAUGCUCUGCGAGGCGCCCCCUGCAUAAAAAGUAGAUGGUUCUGAGCCUCUGAGGGUGUCUGAGGAGAGCGGACCAGGAAGAGCCAGGCUGGCAGCGGCAACCUCAGACUCCACAGAAUGGAGCAAGAAUGAGAGGAAAAAGGCCGGCAGAAAAGCAUGAACUGGAGGUUUGUUGAGCUCCUCUACUUCCUGUUUGUAUGGGGCCGUAUCUCAGUGCAGCCCUCCCACCAGGAACCAGCUGGGACAGACCAACAUGUCUCCAAGGAAUUUGAUUGGCUUAUUUCAGACAGGGGGCCUUUCCACCACUCCAGGAGCUACCUAUCCUUUGUGGAAAGACACCGUCAAGGAUUUACAACCAGAUAUAAAAUAUACAGGGAGUUUGCCCGUUGGAAGGUGAGGAACACAGCCAUCGAGAGGAGAGACCUGGUCCGCCACCCGGUGCCCCUCAUGCCAGAGUUUCAGAGGAGCAUCCGCCUGCUUGGCCGGAGACCUACCACGCAGCAGUUCAUCGACACCAUCAUCAAAAAGUACGGCACCCACCUCCUCAUCUCGGCCACCUUGGGAGGGGAGGAGGCCUUGACCAUGUACAUGGACAAAAGUCGCCUUGAUAGGAAGUCAGGGAAUGCCACCCAAAGUGUUGAAGCUCUGCACCAGCUUGCGUCAUCCUACUUUGUCGACCGUGAUGGCACCAUGAGGAGGCUCCAUGAGAUCCAGAUAUCAACUGGAGCAAUCAAGGUCACAGAGACACGCACCGGGCCUCUGGGCUGUAACAGCUAUGACAAUCUGGACUCUGUGAGUUCCGUCCUUCUGCAAAGCACGGAGAGCAAACUGCACCUUCAAGGUCUUCAGAUCAUCUUCCCUCAGUAUCUGCAAGAGAAGUUUGUCCAGUCGGCCUUGAGCUACAUCAUGUGCAAUGGUGAGGGGGAGUACGUGUGUCAGAACAGCCAGUGUAGAUGUCAGUGUGCGGAGGAAUUCCCACAAUGCAACUGCCCCAUCACCGACAUCCAGAUCAUGGAGUACACGCUGGCCAACAUGGCCAAGUCUUGGGCCGAAGCUUAUAAGGACCUGGAGAAUUCAGAUGAGUUUAAAUCCUUUAUGAAGCGUCUCCCCAGCAACCACUUCCUAACCAUCGGGAGCAUCCAUCAGCACUGGGGCAACGACUGGGACCUGCAGAACCGGUACAAGCUCCUGCAGAGUGCCACUGAGGCCCAGAGGCAGAAGAUCCAGCGCACAGCCCGCAAGCUCUUCGGCCUCAGCGUCCGCUGCCGUCAUAAUCCCAACCACCAGCUGCCUCGGGAGAGGACAAUUCAGCAGUGGCUCGCAAGGGUCCAGUCGCUUCUCUACUGCAACGAGAACGGGUUUUGGGGAACCUUCCUGGAGAGCCAGAGGAGCUGCGUGUGCCACGGUAGCACCACGCUGUGCCAGCGCCCCAUCCCCUGCAUCAUAGGCGGGAACAACAGCUGCGCCAUGUGCAGCCUGGCCAACAUCUCGCUCUGCGGCUCCUGCAACAAGGGCUACAAGCUCUACCGCGGCCGCUGCGAACCCCAGAACGUGGACUCGGAGCGGAGCGAGCAGUUCAUCAGCUUCGAGACCGACCUGGACUUCCAGGACCUGGAGCUGAAGUACCUGUUGCAGAAGAUGGACUCGCGCCUCUACGUCCACACCACCUUCAUCAGCAACGAGAUCCGCCUUGACACGUUCUUCGAUCCGCGGUGGCGCAAGCGCAUGUCCCUCACGCUCAAGAGCAACAAGAACCGCAUGGACUUCAUCCACAUGGUGAUCGGCAUGUCCAUGCGCAUCUGCCAGAUGCGCAACAGCAGCCUGGACCCCAUGUUCUUUGUCUAUGUCAACCCCUUCAGCGGGAGCCACUCCGAGGGCUGGAACAUGCCCUUCGGGGAAUUCGGCUACCCGCGCUGGGAGAAGAUUCGUCUCCAGAACAGCCAGUGCUACAACUGGACUCUCUUGCUGGGCAAUCGGUGGAAAACGUUUUUCGAGACGGUCCACAUCUACCUACGUAGUCGGACUCGGCUACCCACCCUCCUGCGAAACGAGACUGGCCAGGGCCCCGUGGACCUGUCCGACCCCUCCAAGAGGCAGUUCUACAUUAAGAUCUCGGAUGUGCAGGUGUUUGGGUACAGCCUGCGGUUCAACGCCGACCUCCUUCGCAGCGCCGUGCAGCAGGUCAACCAGUCCUACACGCAAGGUGGCCAGUUCUAUUCCUCUUCGUCUGUGAUGCUCCUCUUGUUGGAUAUUCGGGACCGAAUUAAUCGCCUGGCCCCUCCUGUGGCCCCAGGGAAGCCCCAGCUGGACUUGUUCUCCUGUAUGCUGAAGCACCGGCUGAAACUGACCAACAGCGAGAUCAUCAGGGUGAACCACGCCUUGGACCUCUACAACACCGAGAUCCUCAAACAGUCGGACCAGAUGACAGCCAAGCUCUGUUAACCUGAGACUCCUUGCCGUGGGCUUUCCCUUUUGUUGUACAAACGUAACAGAACAAAGCAAAGCAGAACAAAACACAACACAAGUUUGUAAAAUGUAAUUAAUAUUCAAAGAAAAGGAGGAAGAGUCUUCAUUCGUUGGAAACGAAAAUGUUGUAGCAACUGUAUAAAACCGUCGGGCAUGUUUGUUAUCUCUAUACUCUGUCAUGAAGAAGGGUCUCAGCCUUUGGAGGAGCUUGGAGGGGUUGCUUCUUAGGCCUCAGGUGCUGUAUUGUCGGGGGAGAAGGGGAGAGCAUAUGCAAUGAAUUGCCAAGAUCUCUGCUGUGCAGGUGCUAAGAUUAAACGCUAAAAAGAAAGAGAGAUAUAUGUAAUGUACAACCGACACUGCCAUUUUUCCUUGUGGGAGGAAAUGGACAUAGAUAAAGAUAUUUCUUGGGUUAUGAUUUCUUCCCUCUCUAUGCCUAA